Molecule: messenger RNA, 135 nt
Organism: Haemonchus placei
Lineage: Eukaryota; Metazoa; Nematoda; Chromadorea; Rhabditida; Trichostrongylidae
Source: the annotation of a GenBank genome assembly
AUGCGCAACAAGCACGGACACACUUGUCGACGUCUUCGAAAACGCAUAGCUCAAAAGAGCUUGAUGUUAUUAGCUUCGAGACGGCUGAUCUACGGAUUGACGAUGCCUAAACAGAAGCUGAGAGUGAUCGCCUGA